UAAAGUAACCGCGAGAAGCUGUGCGAGCUUCUUGAACGGAAUCCAAAGUUAAUGCAAAUGCUUCAGGUUGUUUUCUACACUCAUUUUUCCCCUCUUAUGCUUUCUGAAAGCAUCAUUGACCUUUGUGUUCACUUGUAGAGUUAACGCUGAAAGGGGGUUUUGUAAUUGUUCGUUGUGACAGGACGACUACGGCAACUGUGAGAAGAAAGAGCGACCACUUAGCAAAGUAUAUCCCUCGUUUACUAGUUGUUUCUCCAUUCAUGUAAUGUUUUAACACAGAGCAUGUACAUUGUUUCAGUUGAUGUGUAGACAUAAGUUGUAAAGUAUGGAGAGCUUGUUUGUAAGCUACGGACACGAGACUUGUUUAGUGAACAACGAAUAGAUGACUUACUACCAACUUUGGUAUUAUCUUAAGAUUUAAAGAAAUGACAAAUUUAAUACUAUGUAUGGUAGGGGCUGCGCGAACGCAAACCCCCUCUGCCACAAAUAAUGACGUAAGCUCUUCCACUUGGGAAGACUUUAGGCUAAGCGCCCUUCCUCGGUGCAAUGGAAGUCACUAGCCUAGGCCACUCGUCUUCUUGAUCACGAGUCGACCCCGUCCAGGUAAGUAAUUUGUAUGUACCCAUGAGGCUCUCUUUUAUACUGUGUCUCCAGAGCCUUCUUUGUUUCCCGUAACCGAUGUGGGACGUUAUAAAGUCUCAAACCUUUUGCUGUUCUUGUUUCUUUGAGAAGCACCGCGUGCCGUUUCAUCGCACGCGAGACGGCAAGACCUUGGCUUACUGUUUACAUCCUCUACUGGGCUGGGUAUCCCUUGAGGCCCAAAAUUAGUUAGUAGUAUAAGGUCAUCAAUGACCGACUCUUAAAUUAGCGUCUACUAUAUAGUGUUGGGCCUGUUGGUUAAAGCUAUAGCUUACCUAGAGAGUUAAACGAGAUUGUAGAUGGAUGUCUAAACUCUAAAGCAAUAAUGGACAUGGUCCAUGGGUUGUGUAGAUCUCUUAAGUUAUAGAUACGUAAACGUUGGUUGAAAUUCAACUACCUGGUAAGUAAGUUAUGAUGUAGAUAACAACUUUAAAUUGUGAUUUGUGAGUUGAGUGGAAAGGUAAUCUAGAAACUUGGAUGUCACGGAGAGAACAGUUAUUCAACCUUUUAACUAUUUUAAUGCUGCAUUUUCUAUAUAUUAACAACUUCAAACUCCCUUCGCUGAUCUUUCUAUAAAAUUCAAUAACUGAGCUAUAUCGAGAACAAAUCUAAGUCUUUUGUUACAAAAUUGAGUAAAAGUACAUUAAAAGGGAGUUAAUACCCACAAUGAUGUCCAACAAAAUAAUAUGUAGAAGUUUGAUAUUUAAAAAUGGUUAUAAAAACGAAAACUUAAUAUGGCCAGCGAUCAAAACCAAAAAGUAAGAAAAAAAUAACAUAGAAGCAAUAUUCUAAAAGUAUACACUAGACUUCCACUUCAAUGUUCUCAGUUCGUGCAUUCAACUGGAACGCAUAUGCAACUCUAGUUCAUACAAUAUAUCUUGUUGAUACGUUGUAUUAAACAAAGUUGGAUACUCGAUUAUCUAUGUUUUAAACCUCUUAUUUUGUCUUUGAAAAAAGACAACUAUAUUAAAAAUAUAUAGUUGGUGAUUAGUCACUUCGUGAAAUUUUGGAAGUUUAUGAAAAAGUGGAGCCGUCGAGUGACUUAUAAACUAAAUCGCAUAAGAAAAUAGGAUUGGCAAUAUCCAAUGCGACUUUUUCAGGGAAAAAAAAAGCAUAAUCACUUUUAAGAAAGCUAUAUAUAAAGGAUGUUUUAUAAAUGCUAGUGGUGUUAGAUAUUUAUAUUAUAAGGGAACCAAUUGCACUAAGUUCAUAUAUAUCACUAAUAAAAAUGUGGCUCAUAUUAAGACAAGUAAUUAUAAGUUAAGACUUGAACUUAUAAAUGAGCUUCUACAUAUAUAUAAUGAGAGAGAAGAUAUUCUUGUAAAGAAGAUAUUAGCAGCUGAUAAGAAUUGAUGGCGAAUAGAUAAAGCUGGUGGUGAGAUAAGCUGAAGUACCACAUAAGUACAUAUAAACAAAAGCAAACACUAAACUUAACCAACUAAACUAUAUAUUGUUUUCAAUCUAAUCUUAAUUUAAUUUUGCUUAUCUCGUAUUCUUAUUUUGAAUAUGACUUUAUUUUUUUUGUUUUUACUGUUUACAUUUACAUGUUAAUCUUAUGUAUAUGCUCAAAGAAAAUAACUAUUUAUGUUUCCAUCAAUUUCAUUUAUAUAUAAUUAGCUUAGCGAAUGAAGAAAUGCAGUUUGUAAGAAAUAUAUAAGACAUAAAAGAUAUGAACAAAUAUAAAUUUACCAUAUUGCUUAUACAUAAAUGUAUAAUUACAUGAAGAAUGCUAUAAUGGUGGCUAAAUGUUCACUUAUGAGAUUUUUUCCAUCAGAGUUAAUUUAUUCUGUUAAAUCGCGCUUCCUGCAUUGUUAGAUUACCUAGCUACUGGUGGGGUUUUAUCGAUCAAAAUGACGAAAAAUGAAAAUAAUUACGUUAGUACAUCAUAUUAACUUCUAAAUUUGUUUUUCUAUAAGUUUCAUCAUCCUUUAUCAUUUUAAAACAGAUUCAAUUAUCAGUAUACUCUCAGUAUCAUUAAAAGUCAAAGAAUGCUAAUCCAUAACGUCUCUAAAACCAACAAAUAUUUUCUUACAAAAUGUACACACUUGUUUUAUUCCCUCUGAGUUAUAUAUAUUGAGCUUAUAUACACACGUGUACGGUGUACCUCCAGCUCCAGGUACGCAAAAUAACUUCAACUACUUAAAGAAAGAUAACAAAAGAGGAAACAAAGGGACAACAUGUAAAAGAACACUUGAAAACCUAGUUAAGAAUAACAUAUCAACAAGUGUCGAAUCUAUCCAUGUAAUGGUAUGUGUUUGGUCUAUUUACAGAAUCAUACAACGUUUAGAGUGUAGUAAACUUUACAUUAUAGUCCAUAUGGAAUGAGUCACGAGCUUAUAAUAGCAAACAUUGGUAUGUCACUGUUGAAGUUGUCAGACUGUUUACUUUAUUUAUUUAUUUAUGAUUUUUGAGUGGUGCUCCUUUUUUUACAUAUGACGCAUAGACAAAAAAACUUACAAGGACCACAAUCAUAAUGAACAAUGUAGUUGACAACCCAAGCACUACUCUACAUAAUGAAAAAAUUGAAUAAAUAAAAGUUUCAAGUGGGAUCACUAUAGCUUUUGAAGAAAGCACGUCAAGCCAACGCUACAGUUAGAAAAAGAAAAAAAAAACAAACAAAACAAAAACAGAGUAGCAGCAUAAAAGUUGAAGGUGAUUGGUGGGUGAAGCUAGAGUUGCCAUCAACACUUGUAAUUCAUAUAUUGGUUAGUCUCUCUCUUUCUCUCUAUCUCUAUUAUAAUGUUGUCAUGAACUCUGUUUCUUCAUUUGGAACCGACAUGGCUCCUAACACUUGGGAUCUUCUCUGCCUCUUCCUAGGAAUCUGAAGCUCACACUCUCGAACAGAUCUUUCAUCUUAGCAUCAUUGAAUAGCGACUUCCUUUAGUUUCUAGUUUCUAGACUUUCUGUGUUGGAUUUUGGAGAUGGCUAUGCAGACUAGUCCACAGAUCUCUUGGUGGAAUGCUUUUGGAUCUCAGCCGUUGCCUCCGGUGAGUCUUGCCGGAGAUUCUGACUCGUUCGGAUCUGCCGUAGAGACAGAACAUGGUGUGGAUAAACAGAACAACUCUGCAACUCACUUGGCUUUCUCACUUGGUGAUGUAAAGAGUUCAAGAGUUGUGGCAAAGCCUCAUGGAGCUGCUUUCUCAAUGCAACCACCUUGCUUGGAACUUGGAUUUACUCAGCAACAGAUGUAUCCUUGUGUUGAACAAGGAUACUAUGGAGUUGUUUCAGCCUAUGGAUCUCAGAGCAGAGUAAUGCUUCCUCUAAACAUGGAAACAGAAGAUGGAACAAUCUUUGUGAACUCAAAGCAAUACCAUGCCAUCAUCAGGCGACGCCAAUCACGUGCAAAGGCUGCUGCUGUUCUUGACCAGAACAAACUGAGUAGCAGAGGCCGUAAGCCAUAUAUGCAUCACUCUCGCCAUCUCCAUGCACUGCGCCGUCCUAGAGGAUCCGGUGGAAGAUUCUUGAACACUAAAAGUGGAACCGAUGCAAAGAAAGCUGAUGGAACUAAGCAGACUCAGAGUCAGGCUAUGUCUCAGCAAAGUAACUCUCAGAACUCUGAAGUUCUUCAUCCGGAAAGUGGGACCAUGAACUUAUCUACCGGACUAAAUGUGUCUGGAUCAGAAGUUACAAGCAUGAACUACUUUCUGAGUUCUCCGGUUCAUCCUCUUGGUGGCAUGGUGAUGCCUGGCAAGUGGACUGCAUCAGUAGCAGCAAUGGAUAAUGGCUGCUGCUAUUUCAAAACCUGAUAUUUUACCUUUGUUUCUCAGUCAACUGGAGAUAGAGAGGAGAGAACUCUUUGUCUUGGAAAAGGACAAUGAGUUUUUUCUUUUUAUUCUUGCAUUUGACUGUGGACAGGCAAAUCAUCUUUGGCUCAUUCUCUACUUAGGCUUCUUCACCGUCAGGUGAACGGAGCCUUGGUUUUAUCUCAGUGUGAAACUAGUUAGAUGGGGAUUUGGCAACUAAACCCACUUGUUCCAACUCUAUCGCUUGCUUUUAUGAUGUUGUAUCUCUCCCUCAUUGCGUGUGUGUGUGUGUGUUUAUGUAUGUUUCUGAAACAAUUGUAAAAACUUGUAGUUGUGUGGCUUAUGUAAUAUAUUUCAGUCCUGCUUUCGUAUAUUUUUUCCUUA
Messenger RNA from Brassica rapa (field mustard), 4766 nucleotides. RefSeq names its product nuclear transcription factor Y subunit A-2. Lineage: Eukaryota; Viridiplantae; Streptophyta; Magnoliopsida; Brassicales; Brassicaceae. The record is from RefSeq and is a predicted model, not a curated record. Gene Ontology annotation, biological process: regulation of DNA-templated transcription. Gene Ontology annotation, molecular function: DNA-binding transcription factor activity.